AUCCCGGCCCUGCAUGUUGAAUACUUCAAUGAUCAAAUUCCGUAAAGCCAUACAAAUUGCUAGAGAGAGCCUUACUGAGGAAAAUGUGCCGUUCGUAUCUGGUUCGUGGACAUACCGACGUCGAUGGAGUCGUCCGAGUUCAAGAUCGGUCUGCAUGGCUUGAUCGUGACGCGCCAGGAGAGUGGAUUAGUUUGCUCUUUCAAAGUCCUCAGGUGCAAAGAAUUUAUUGUAACAGCCAAGAGACCAAAAAAUGGCCAAAGCGCUUUUGAAAGUGACCUGUCAACAGCACGUUAUAAGUAUGCCAACCGUCCUUUACUUAGCGCCUCGCUUUUGGACGCUUUCAAACGUGGAGCUUCUAGCUACUCUUCGUUUUCUUCCCAUGUUUUGACGAUAGAGGUCCUUGAUUGGGUCCGGACGUCCGAUGGUGACUGUCAACCCAUCUGGCGAAAGGUUGCCGUGUCCGAACUAGCUAACUUGCCUGUACCUUUACUACGGAUCAUUUAUUCACCAUUGGACCUCCCAAACAGUGUUUCUGCAGGAGGCUUUCUCAGGCUCUUUGAUCACUACAAUGUACCGUCUGCAUUCCUUGCAGGAAGACUGCGGUCGGUAACACACUCAUUUGGAGCUUUGAACAACAUAAAUAACUAUAAUUGUACGUAAGCGGUUGAGAUGUUUUUGAGAUGGAUAUUAAGAUUAACGGGCGUGGAUAUCCGAUCCCAGACCAGGAGCACCGCAACUACAGCACGGAGACUCGACAUGGAUACGCUCUGGAUAUUUUCUGCGAUGGGCAGUAGACUCAAACCACGAUCCAGAAGUAACGCUUAUCUGUUUUGAGGCACCGGUCUCCCUCAAAGAACGUCUUCAACAGAUUCCGCCCUCAUCAAUAUCAAGCAGCGUCACCCCUGACCCGUACAGUCUCUUUGCAAUCAUCUUGGAA
Paecilomyces variotii is the source of this 937-nucleotide messenger RNA. RefSeq lists its product as hypothetical. The transcript is spliced from 5 exons. The record is from RefSeq and is a predicted model, not a curated record. NCBI's taxonomy places the organism in Eukaryota, Fungi, Ascomycota, Eurotiomycetes, Eurotiales, Thermoascaceae. Bases 124 to 660 code for a protein of 178 amino acids.